Leucoraja erinaceus (little skate) is the source of this 594-nucleotide messenger RNA. Its product is annotated as fucolectin-1-like. NCBI's taxonomy places the organism in Eukaryota, Metazoa, Chordata, Chondrichthyes, Rajiformes, Rajidae. The record is from RefSeq and is a predicted model, not a curated record. The transcript has 2 exons. The coding region runs from base 1 to 594 and encodes 197 amino acids.
AUGAAAUACACUGCUGAUACAAACCUUGAUAGAAGGCCUACAUCCAUCGUUAAUAAACCUCCCCCUUGCGCGUCAGUAAAGCUUUCCCACCCAACAGAAAACGUGGCGUUGGGAGCAAGUCCGACCCAGUCGAGUACGGAUGAAGGGGCAGCUGCGGAGGGAGCCAAUGACGGUAACAGCGACAACGACUUCAGGCAUGGCUCAUGCUCGCGCACCAGGAAAUCGAAGAACCCCUGGUGGAGAGUUGAUCUAACAGAAAGCUUCAACGUGUCAGACGUCAUAAUCACCAACAGAGCAGACUGCUGCUCCGACCAGCUCCAAGGAGCCGAGAUCCGCAUCGGGGACUCGCUGGAGAAUGAGGGCAAUUCCAACAAACUCUGUGGAAUCGCCGAUGCAGUUUUCGGACCGAAAUUGAUCUUCAUUUGCGAUGGAUUUAUCGGUCGAUAUGUGAACGUCAUCAUCCCAGGCCCGGAUAAAAUCCUAACCCUGUGCGAGGUUGAGAUAUUUGGUUCAGAACUCGAGUACUUACAUGGAAAAGGUAGGCUGGACACCGCGCUGAUGCUCUGGUUGUACACAGCCCCACAACUUAGCUAA